GACUUUGUCGACUUGAAAUUCAUGCCACGACUGUUUUGUGCCCCAUUCUAUGUCCAGGAUUCCUUGGAGGCCUACUAUACAUCCGGCAGCCAGCCCACAUCGCCGUCGCAUCUGCGGGACAAUUCAUUCAGAUGAGAUAAACUAGCAAAGACCCCCUCCUCGAUUGUGCACUAGACCCAAGGAAGAUGGGGGCGGAUGAAAUAGAACAGCUGAAGGAAGGAAAAGUUCCGAUCAAAGGAACGGAUCCGCCGACUUACCUCUUGUCGUUUCGGCAAAUCGCAAAAGAUCGAUUCCAAUUGGGUCAACAACAUGGAAAAUGUUUGAUUGUCCUCCUCCUCGGCUUGACUGGAUCAGGGAAAUCCAUGUUGGAGGAGGUGAUGGGGAACUACUUGCUAGGAGUGGAUUUUCGGGAUUCCCAUCGGUUUCGGGUGAAGGAGGAUAACGGACCCACGAACCAGAUCACCUCGUACACCUUUUACACCAGGGACAGGAAAAUGUCCCGCCGUCCCGUCACCAUCAUCGACACGCCCGGCUUUCAAAAGGGGACACCCGCGGAUGACAAGAAAUUGAUCGAAGACAUUCGCGCUUUCACCCAAGCCAUCGACAUCCACGCCGUCGUCUUCGUCGUCCCGGGCUCUCAGAUAGGAGCCCAGAGUUUCGUGCUUGAUCUUCAAGUGCUUUGCAAGACUUCGGCACUUCUGUUCCGGGUUUCGAUCGAGAGGCUGUUUGACACGCUUUCGAAGAGCAGGAUCCUUGAAGACAUUGGGACGGCCACUUCUGGGUCGAUCCUGAGUUGUACCAAAUUCCUUGUAGUGGGCAAUGGCUUUGUACACAGUGGAUCGUGGCGGUUUCAGCUCCUUGAUGAUCUUUGCAGAUUGACGGCGGAGCAGAAGGAGGUGCUAACGAACAUGGCCAAAGUCUUGGGAGAUGAGACUCCAAGAAUCCAGGAAAUUUCCUAUCUGUUUUGCACAUUUGCUGACAGCAAACGUCUCCCCGUCCUCGAAUCCGUGAAAGAGGCGGGAUUGAAAUACAAGAAGUAUUACGCCGUGAACAGCUCCUCCUAUUUCGCGAAGGAAGAAGAAAACGAUGGAUCUUCCUCCUCCGACGAGGAGGAGGAGGUGAAGCAGAAUAAACCGAAGAUGACGUCCAUCAACGAGUUGCUAUGGAAAAUGACGAACGAGAGCAUUCAAGAAUUCAUGGAGGACAUUCUGGAUCGCAAAGGGAAAGACAAGACUCCGAUCGGAGGGAAGGACCUGCCGACCUUUCUUCUUCCGUUCCAGGUCAUCCCAAAUACAACUCGUAGAUUCCGUUUGGGAGAGGAUCAAGAAGACAAACAACAAUGUCUUAAUAUCCUCUUCAUCGGCCCGACCGGAUCAGGGAAAUCGUUGUUGUUGGAAGCCAUGGGAAACUACGUACUGGGAGUGGAGUAUGGGGAUCCAUAUAGAUUCCAAGUGAAAGAGGGAGGACCCACGAACCUGAUCACAUCGCACACCUUCAUCACCAGGGACAAGCAAAGGUUUCCCCGUCCCAUCACCUUCAUCGAUACGCCGGGCUUCCAAAAGGGGACGCCCAAGGAGGACCGGAAGUUGAUGGAAGACAUCCGAAAAUACAUCCACUCGAACCAUCGGCUAGGCAUCCACGCCAUCGUUCAAGUCCUUAAAGAUCCGCAGGAGAAGCUGACGGUGGAGCAGAAUAUGCUGAUGAAGAACAUGUCCCUAGUCUUCGCAGGUGAUACAGUCCGCAUUUCCUAUCUGUUUUGCAUAUUCGCAGACAGCAAACGCUUCCCGGACCUAGACUCCACGAACGAGGCCGAACUGAAAUCCGGGGAGUACUUUCCCGCGAAUAGCUCUUCCUACUUCGCCAAGAAGGAAGGAGAAGAGGAUGGAUCCGACGACGACGACGAAAAUGAAACGGGAAAGAAAGCAACUUCUCGUCCCAUUAAUAAAAUAAUGCUGAAGAAAACGACGGAAAGUUUCGAGAGAUUCAACAAAGCCAUCCAGGGGAAUCAGCCCAUUCAGGUCCGCCAUACUCCUAUCCAGGAAGAAAAACCGGAAGACGAUGAUAGUGAGACUAACCCCUUGGUGACCCCGAAGCCCGACGAUGCCACUUACCGCUAUAGGAUUUCCCGCAUGAGUCCAAAGAAGCGUGUUUUGCUGGCUUUUGGAGGGAUCGGCCUCGCCGUCGGUAUCGGCCUCAUCCUCGGGAUAUUCAGUGAAAGUUUUCUCUUGGCUGUAAUUUGCAGUGUGCUGGUUUUCGUGGUCUAUGAGGCACUUGUUAUCUACGUAUGCACUAGAGGAUCUACAGAGAACACGGAGAAUAGAUAUGGCAAGGGAAGUGGCCCCUGAUCCUCGUCAUGCGCAUCAGUUCCAAAAUUUCACCCUCGUCUUUGAUUUGGGAUCCUAUUGGAAUUGCUCGGAUGAAGGGAAUCGAAGAAGGACUGGAUGGUAGUGAGGAUGGCAGAGAGAGAAUGAGCUUCGAUAUGCAAAAAGAAACGUGAUAGGGAACAUUUUCUCUCGAGGAAAAUCCUGAGAAAAGACUGGAAUAAAUAUAUGUGAAAGGUGCUGUAAACGGAAUUCCGGCCUUAUCGUCGGGUGUUCUCUGUUCAUAUUUGUAACCAGCUGAGAAAUAAAUUUCCCACUUUCUCCUCCGA
This is a messenger RNA of Darwinula stevensoni, 2650 nucleotides long. Lineage: Eukaryota; Metazoa; Arthropoda; Ostracoda; Podocopida; Darwinulidae. The record is from the annotation of a GenBank genome assembly.